Messenger RNA from Cajanus cajan (pigeon pea), 1802 nucleotides. Its product is annotated as phenylacetaldehyde oxime monooxygenase CYP71AN24. Lineage: Eukaryota; Viridiplantae; Streptophyta; Magnoliopsida; Fabales; Fabaceae. The record is from RefSeq and is a predicted model, not a curated record. Gene Ontology annotation, molecular function: monooxygenase activity; oxidoreductase activity, acting on paired donors, with incorporation or reduction of molecular oxygen; heme binding.
CAUGCAUUGCACACCUUACGAAAAUACAAAUGACUCCGGUAGAAAUGGCCCUUCACCCAUUAUCAGCUUCAAAGCAAUUGCUAAAUGAGCUAAACUCAACUUCAAUCCAUUCCUUAACCGUUUUCUUCUGCUUCCUAACUCUCCUUCUCUUUAUGCUUAACCAAACAAAAACAAGAAGAAGCAAGAAGUCCAAUUUGCCUCCUUCCCCACCAAAACUUCCCAUAAUUGGUAACCUUCAUCAACUAGGCACUCUACCACAUCGUUCCUUCCAUGCACUCUCUAGCAAGUAUGGCCCUCUCAUGUUCCUGCAAUUAGGUCAAACUCCAACUCUUGUGGUUUCAUCUUUUGAUGUGGCCAAAGAUAUAUACAGAACCCAUGAUGUCGCUUUCUCCAACAAGCCUCAAACCACAGCCGUGAAAAUGAUCAUGUAUGGCUGCAUGGACGUGGCUUUUGCGCCCUACAGCGAAGAGUGGAGACAGAAAAGGAAGAUAUGUGUUCUUGAGCUUCUAAGCAUGAAAAGGGUGCGAUCCUUUCAGCCCAUAAGAGAAGAAGAAGUUGCACUUAUGCUUGAUGGCAUACGUGAAGCAUGCGCAGGCAAAAGUUCAUGCGUGAAUCUCACUGAGAUGCUGAUUGAAACCUCGAACAACAUAAUGUCUAGAUGUGUUCUUGGACGAAAGUACGAUACAUCAGAUGGGAGAAUCAGCUUUGGUGAGCUUGGAAGGAAGAUGAUGAAACACUUGGCAACUUUUACUGUGGGAGAUUUCUUUCCUUCUUUAGGUUGGGUUGACUUUCUGACGGGGCAAAUAGCAGAAUUUAAGGCCACUUUCUCUGCAUUAGAUGCUUUCUUUGAUCAGUUAGUUGCUGAACGCAAGAGAAUGAAAAUGGAGAUUAAUGGCCAAUCUGAUGAUGACAAAGACUUCGUGGACAUACUCCUUCAGAUUCAAGAGGGUGGAAAACAUGAUUUUCAGCUCACACAGAAUGAUGUCAAGGCAAUCCUAAUGGACAUAUUUGCUGGAGGAAGUGACACAACCUCAACACUUUUGGAAUGGGUAUUUGCGGCGCUGUUGAGGAAUCCUGAUACCAUGAAGAAGGUCCAAGAAGAAGUAAGAAGAGUUGUGGGGCACAAAUCAAAAGUGGAUGAAAAUGAUUUAAGUAAAAUGAAUUAUCUGAGCUGUGUAGUGAAAGAAACAUUAAGAUUAUACCCACCUGCUCCUCUUUUGAUACCUCGAGAAACUUUGUCCGAUGUGAAAGUCAAAGGUUUCGAUAUUCCGUCAAAAACAAGAGUGUUUGUGAAUGCAUGGGCGAUUCAGAGGGACCCUGAAAUUUGGGACAGGCCAGAGGAGUUUCUUCCCGAGAGAUUUGAAAAACAGCCAGAAGUUGAUUUUAGAGGAAAUGAUUUUCAAUUAAUUCCCUUUGGCUCUGGGAGAAGGGGUUGUAUUGGAAUUUCGUUUGCGAUGGCUUCAACUGAGUAUAUGCUUGCUAAUCUCCUCUAUUGGUUCGAUUGGAAGCUUACUGGGAGUGCUGCAUCUAUGCAAGAUGUAGACAUGAGUGAGAUAUGGGGACUCACUGUCAUCAAGAAAGUACCACUUCAUCUUCAACCAACACUAUAUAAACCUUGACAUGUCAUGGAUGUUAUUGCUGCAUGUCUUGAAAUCCUGUUUCGCUUUGUUUCCUUUUCUGUGGUCUUUAUUCUAUCUUUUCCCCCGUCAAUUUCUAUUUCUAAUAAUGUAAUUUGGCAAAGAAGAAUAAGUGUAGGUACUUGGCAUGUCUAAUAAAAAGUGCAACCAUAUGUUGAAUGUUAA